Thecamonas trahens ATCC 50062 is the source of this 5934-nucleotide messenger RNA. RefSeq lists its product as uncharacterized. Bases 1 to 5934 code for a protein of 1977 amino acids. The transcript has 2 exons. The record is from RefSeq and is a predicted model, not a curated record. Lineage: Eukaryota; Apusomonadida; Apusomonadidae.
AUGCCCGGAUUCUUUUCCACGACGGAGGUGAGGCCCGCGAACACGUCCGGCAGCGGUAGCGCUCGGCGGCCUGGUUUGGGCGGCGUCGGCGCGGCGGUCGAGGCGGGGCCGACUCGGACGGCACUCGAAAAGAACCACAGCGACACAACCGUCAUUUUUGCUGACAACCUGCUGGCCAUCACCUCGGCAGCAGACUCACCGCGUGGCGUCGCCCUCCUGCAGUGUGUCGGCAGCGGCGGCACGAUGUACAACGUCAAGCCGCGCAUGUGCCUGCUCGGCCAACCAACCCGGGCAAAGGUCUUUGUGGCGACGGAGAACGAGGACUGGGUGUUUGGCCUAGACAGAGCUGAGGCCAUUAGGAACAUUACUUCCCGCCUCGGUCUCCACGAUGCGGUGGCGGAGGAUCUGUACGAAAAGCGGGAGUUCGACCAGUCGUACGAGAGCCACGACGCAGCGUGGAAGGCCAUCAACGGCAGUCGGGGCGCAACCACCAUUGUCCUCCGCAACGCGCUUCUCUCGCGCCGCCAGGGAACAGUUGUCUCGUACAACCGCAAUGCAUCCAACUCGAGCUCGUGGACCAUCCAUCUUGUUGCUGCUCACGGCAUCGAUGCUGAUCGUCGGCUGGCUCGGCCGGGCCUCCUCGGCCUCCUCACCGUCGGCGCCGUUCUCUCGCUGCACAUCAACAGCGAGCUCGGCAACCUGCUCUGGUGCAUUGCUUUCAGCGGCGCAGCCAGCGCUGGCAUUGCGGGCUACGCCAGCCCGACCAUUAUCCCCUCCAGCAAGUCCCCGGAAGAGCGGGCCAAGUUCAUCCGCAUAGCCCGUAUGCUCCCCGACGCCGACUGGGACGCCGUCCACACCGCUGUUGCCGAGAUCGGCUCAAGCAUCCUCGACAAGCGUCCGUUGCCCGGAUUUGUCACCAACUCUGCCGAGCUGAAGUCGGCGGUGGACAACUCGACCGCGAGGCAGGCGCCCCUCACCGCCGAGCUCCACGCCCUUUUUGCCGACCAGCGGUGGCAGCUCCUCAACCGGCUGGUCAACGCUGAGCAGUCACGAGCGCUGGCAAAGGAGCUUGAGGCCAUCGCGUUGCCUGCGGAUGACCAUCACGAGCACCGAUCGACAACUGGACGGGUCGAGACCCUGUUUCUAGCGCCAAAGACGACGGCGGUGUUUGCACCCGUAUCAAGCCCGGACCUCAUCGGACUGCUGCUCAACGAGGACUUGGCCGGCGGCGACGCCAAGAAGGACGAGUCUGCGCUCAGCAUGGUCGAGUGGAUUGAGAAGGUAAUCUCUCUUCCGCUCACGCAUCACGGGCUCAUCCAGUGGAUCUUGGGCGUGGCGGCGGGCGGCGGGAGGCGCGACAUGGAAGCGUUCGAGGCCAUGGACGAGCUGACGGUGGUGGAGAAGAUCGCAACGUUCUGCCUUGCGCAGCAGUGUCCGAAUGCGAUGACCGCCGAUGUGCUCCGCGGCACGUUCAAGCUUCCUCCGCAGAUUGAGGCCUUUGCCUUUCGGGUCAACGGACAGUACGGCAUCCAUGUGAUCUCAUCACUCAAGCACUCGACGAUGCGCGAGCUCGGGUUUCCGAUGGUGGAAGUGGACGUGAGCUGGCUGGUGGCGAGCUCGUUCCAGGAUCAGGAGCUGUACUCGGAGAUUGUGCGGCACUUUAGCCCCGAGACCCUCUUUGUCUACGUCCGUGGGCUGGAGAGCAUCCCGGACCGGACCGUCAAGUGGCUCGCCGAGUACACUCGACGGGCGAUCUUCCACUACGUGAUGCUGGAGGAUACGGUGACGGUGUUCAACCACUGCGAAGACCGCGACCGUAUGUGCACUCGUCACGCCAUUCCGCGCUCGCUCGCCGAGGAGCGACUGGUGCCCACGAGCACGGCAGCCAAGCGAGUCCUUGCUCUCGUCCCCUACACGCCGAUUGACUCGGCAGCGGCGGGCAUCAGCCACAUCCGCGGCGCUGAGAUGUCGUUCAACUCUGCGCUCAACGCAACGUGGGAGGGCGAGCUGGCAAAGAUGCUGCAGCCAAACUCGGGUGUUAACGUGGCGGUUGUGAUCUCGUCACCCGGAGCCGGCAAGACGUACACGGUGACGGUGAUGCGCAAGAAACGAGGGGCGGCAGUGGUGCCGAUCAUCGACGCGUCGUCGCCGGACUUGGUCAGGGUCUCGCUCAAGAGCUGGCUCGACAACCAUCUCGGCGACACGGCGGAGAUCCUCAUUGUCGACGAGUACCAUCGGCUCGACGAGUAUCAGAAGGCCAGUCUCUUUGAUUGGAUCCAUCUCACCCUCCUCGCCCAGCCGCACCUCAAGGUGGUCAUGAUUGGCAACCGGCAUUCAGCCUACGACGAUCGGCUCAUCGAAGACUUUUCUGCUGCCAGCAAGAUGACCACCGAGCUCCUCUGGUGCCGACUGAGCAUCGCCAAGGCCGUGACUGGCAUUACGCCGGCCAUCAACUCGCACAAGCAGGGCAUCUUUCUCACCAUCUACUUUACCGCCGCGCGCAACCUCUUUGGCGACGAGGCUAUCUCGCUCCGCAACCGGUCGGAUCUCCUCGCCAUGGCGGCUCAGCCGACCAUCUCCGUCUCGAACCUCGCUGCGCUCGUCCUCGACAAGAUGCCGACCAUCGGCGAGUGUUUUGCCGCCCUCUUUGCCUGCGAAGUCGUCGAGCUCACCGAGCGUGUGGUGCUUGACAUGGACAAGCGCGGCGCAUCGUCGACGCCUGGCGAGUACGACAUGUACGCCGCCGAGGUUCGCAAGAUGGCGCUGAGCGAGUGGAUCCCGAGGCGCGGGAACGAAAAGCCCGAGGCACUUUUGGUGGGUGCUGCGGUGCUCUCGAGCGAUACGCUGAGCUACCCCGAGCUGAAGGUUGCGUCGCGAUCGGAGCUCCAUCCGGGCGGGUUGCUGAUGGCGUGGGCCAAGAUGACGUGCGAUGAGGCGGAUUCGAUAGCGGCCAAAGUGUUCAAGUACGACUCGGUGCUGCGGAUGAAGCUCGUGGAGCAGGUCGGCUUCCCGCUGGUCGAGGGCGUGGGCCUCGAGUCGACGAUGGGCCCCGAGUGCGAGACGCUGACCUUGGUGGGUGACUACACCGAUCUGCCGUUCAUGAUCGACAACCUUGCUCGCGGCCACACCUUUGAUUGGCCCGGGCAGGUCAAGCCGGUGUGGCAGCGACACUACGUCCAGUCGGCCGAGGCGUUUAAUGAGCUUCUCUCGGUUGCUCCGCGCCCGAACCUUGUCCUCGACGCGAUCGAUUCCCAAAACCUGGCCAACUUGCUGCAGACGUACCCGGAUCCGGCGUUUGCCCACCGCGUGGCCAAGAACCUCACCGCUCACCAGUUUAGCACGGUCAUUGCGGGCCUCAGCGAGACUGACGCGCACUUGAUCCCAACCUGGAUGCACGAGGCAAAGUGCCACGCCAGCUGGGUGCUCGUCGUCGACGUGUGGGCCCGGGACGGCGGUGAUGCCAAAAUCGAAGAGCUCUUGGCCGACAUUAGCCUCUCGCUCGGGGUUAUUCUCAUGUGGGCGGCCGAGAACGCCGCGCCAUUUGCACGCGUUGGCUCGCUGGCCGAGGCUGAGGCUUGCGAGGCCAAGCUCAUCAGCUCACUUGUUCAGCUUGUCCACUCACUCUUUUCCGACUCGCCGGCGAGCGAUGGCGAUGUCAUGACACCGCCGUUUGUGGCGCUUUUCCGAUCGUGCUUUGCCCCGCUGCUGGGCGAAGUUCUGACUUGCCUCGCCGAGGAGGGGGCAUCUGAGAAGGCAGCGGCUCUUGCGCUUGUCUGCGCCAACGGCGAGUACCCGACCCCAGAGACAUGGCCGUCGGCGGUCAAGAUCAUUGGGCGGAUGCUGCACAACAACGCGCUCCCGCAGGACUCGGAGCUCGAGGUGCAAGGUGUGCUUGAUCUGCUCAUUGAUGACAGCGGGGCAUGGCCGUCACUGGUGCUUGCGGGCGCUGAACAGAUGAGCAAGAGCAUAGCCGCGAUGGCAAUCCAGCUCAUCGGCAGAGUGCUCAAGAUGCAGAGUCUGCCGCGAGUGUGGCAGAUCGCAUUCUGCCGCGGCGGCGAGCUGGUCAAGAAGGCGAUGGGUGAGACAAGCAUGCCAGAUUUGCGGCGGCGACUGGAUUCUGCCAUCAAGGAGCUCCCGGCAGCGGCCAUCGAUAUUGGCAAGCACAAGCUUGAGGAGGAGAUCGUGGGCCUCAAGGCUCGGCACGUUGAGGCAGCAAGGAUGCGGAUGCAGCGGCGGAGAGAUGUGGUCGAGUCGGCGUCCGCCAUCUCAUACCAGGCGCAGAUGAAGUACAUGGAUCGGGCGGGGCUAAGCUCGAGCGACAAGGGCCAUCGGCGGAUCACGCAGUUCUACAACAACUACGCCUUGGCCGAGCCGUCCGAGUGGCCAGACGAAGAAGCCAAGGCGUGCAAGAACCCAGCGGAUGCCAAGUUUGACCUCGGCCGCCCGGGCGCCUUUGUUGGCCGACGCAUUGUGCUCGGCGUCUUCCUCCGCCGCACGCUAGCCAGCGGCGCCAGCUUUGAAGAAGAUCUCGCCUUGUUCAAGAUCGCUCUGGAGGCCAAGGGCUUUGUCUACGAAGUCAUCCAUGAUGAAAACGUGUUCGCCGACCGCCUCCUGGGCGGGAACGUCGACGAGGCGUGGCUCAUCUCGGGCUCGGCGAACAACGUGUACAAGAAGUAUCCGACCGAGGACGGGCGGUCGGCGAUGUGGACCAAGCUGGCACAUGCGUGCCUCGUGCACCAUCUAGCAGGCAAGGGGCUGUAUCUUGGCGCCGAUGAAGAUCCAUACUUGGCGCACGCCAACGUGGUGCUCUCAGCGCUCUAUGCCACCGCUGAUGUGGCCGGAUCAAGCAGCGGCGCGCGCGCGGUGCCUUACUUUGCUGGAAACGACCCAGGCCAAGCCAUUCUUGAGCCCAAGGGGACGCCCGGUAAGGACGACGAUGCCACGUUUAGCACGGGUCUCUUCCUCACCACGGGCCUGCAGCAGAUCUUCGAGGGUGUGACGGUCUCAUCAGUGCUUGGCCUCUCGGGCGUGAGUGCCGUGCUCCACCCAAAGCUGACGCCCAAGAACACGAUCGCCUGCCGCGAGAGCCACAGGAUCAGGGACGGGAUACACGGGCGCAUCUUUAUGGACGGCGGGUACACCAAGCUGCUGAACGGCGAGUUUAAGGAGGCUGGAACGGAGCGGAUGGUCGGUAACGUGGCAGUUUGGCUGCUCAACAUCGACCCUGUGGUCAAGCUCAACAAGAAGCACGGGUUCCGGCUGCGACCUGUUUUGGAUGACGGCGCGCGGGCCGAGUGGGAGGCAGUGAUGGAGAAGGCGAAGCAAGUUGCCGAUGCGCGGAUGGCGACGUGGGUUCUCGAGGCGCCCGUGCCGAAGGUUGUUCCGGUCGACAUCGUCUUUUCUAUCGACGCCUCCUCCUCGAUGAGGGGUUCCGGGCUGGCUGCAGUCACCUCCUGGGCCAAGAACUUUGUCGAUCGACACAGCCGCCGCUUUGAUGUGGGCGAGAAGAAGCCGCGCGGGGCGGUGCCGCGCUUUGCCAUCGUCACCUUUGCCGGCCCUAAUGGUAUGCACUCGAAGCGGAUCUCAGGCUUUGACGACUCGACGAAAACGAUCAAGACGAAGCUAGACUCGCUCAAGGCUAGCGGCAUGACCAGCUACAGGACGGGUCUUGGGCUCGCCCACGAAGUCAUUGCGGAGGACGCGUCCAACGACGGACGGCGGGCGUAUGCAGUGGUCUUCCUCACGGAUGGGCAGCCGUCCCAUUGGGAUACCGAGAUGGAAAGCGUCCACUUGAUCCGCACCGAGCUUGAGACGCAAUUCAGCGCCAAGAUUGUGACGGUCUCGAUGGAGAUCGCGGCAGAUGCCAAGGCGAUCGUGCAUGAGCGGCUGACGCACGUGGCUUCGCUCCCACGAACUUGGACGACUACUUGGUGA